Molecule: messenger RNA, 486 nt
Organism: Ilex paraguariensis (yerba mate)
Lineage: Eukaryota; Viridiplantae; Streptophyta; Magnoliopsida; Aquifoliales; Aquifoliaceae
Source: the annotation of a GenBank genome assembly
AUGAAGGCUUAUGGCGUUAGACCGCAGGCAAUGGAAGGCAUGACGGGUAUGGAUUUAUUGAGGACUUUAAAGGUGGAUAUGAGGCAUAAGCUAAGACCAAAGAUCAUUUGGGUCGACUGGUCCCCUCCUCCUUCUGGUUGUUUAAAGCUAAAUGUGGAUGGGGUAUCGAAAGCUGGAUUUUCAGCUGCUGUUCAGCUGGUAUUAAUGUCACUUUUGUGCCUUCUGCUGCUCUCUAUGAAGGUGUCUGUUGCAGCUGUGGGUUUUGGUUUGUUGGGCACUGUUUACGUGCUUUGUUUGGUUGCUGCUGCUGAUGGGGCAUCUACGCUGGUUUGGGUGAUGCUGUGGGUUUUCUCAGCUGAAUUCUUCAGCUCUCUUCCUUAUCUCACUCUGUUGCCUUUUAUUGAUCAAGGAUGGACUGUUUUUGCGCCAUCACAUGGUCCACUCUCUGCUCACCAGUUCUGUGCAGCUGGUUUCAGUUCUGGUUGA